Molecule: messenger RNA, 2478 nt
Organism: Triplophysa dalaica
Lineage: Eukaryota; Metazoa; Chordata; Actinopteri; Cypriniformes; Nemacheilidae
Gene: ak5
Product: adenylate kinase 5
Exons: 14
Coding region: 285-1976 (563 amino acids)
Biological process (GO): nucleoside triphosphate biosynthetic process
Cellular component (GO): cytosol; cytoplasm
Molecular function (GO): ATP binding; nucleoside diphosphate kinase activity
Source: RefSeq, a predicted model, not a curated record
UCCAUCUGUGAGCUGGCAGCAUGCAGGUGUAUCGUACUGUGUCGGUGGGUUUCAAAGACUGAAGUGAGAGACUAAAACCAAGACUCAAGGGAGAGGUUGCAAACAGGAUGUUACAUGCACAGCGAUUUAUUGAGAGUGUCGCUAUCUUUAUCCGUUCGGUUUUAUAGACACUUGGAGAAUGCGUUAAGAUCGGAGCAACAACUCGGAUUCGUGAACCUGCUCUGUUUUUAAAGAGAAGAGACAAUUUCAAGGCAACAGGGUUGAUAGCUUUCUUGAAAACAGAUAUGAACACCAACGAUGCGAAGGAGUAUCUCUCCAGAAGAGAGAUACCACAACUGUUUGAGAGUCUGCUUACUGGUUUGAUGUACUACCGACCAGAUGACCCCAUAGAUUAUCUUGAGACCUGUCUUAAGAAGGUGAGGGAGCUGGGUGGAACUGAUAAAGUUCGAUGGGACACAUUCGUUGGGCAGGAAAAGAAAUCUUUACCGCCACUCAACGGUGGGCAGUCACGACGAUCCUUUUUCCGAAACGUGCUCCCAGACAGCCCGAACUUCCCAUAUCGGAGAUACGAGCGCCUCCCACCCAUUAACCAGUUCUCCAUUGAGAGUGACUCAGACCUGUCUGAGACAGCAGAGCUCAUAGAGGAGUAUGAAGUGUUUGACCCCUCUAGACCAAGACCCAAAGUCAUCCUCAUCAUAGGCGGUCCAGGCAGUGGUAAAGGUACACAGUGUUUGAAGAUCGCCGAGCGCUAUGGCUUUGAAUACGUGUCAGUAGGAGAGCUCCUGAGAAAGAAGAUGAUCCAUAAUGCCAGCAGUAACAGGAAGUGGAGUCUGAUUGCCAGAAUCAUCACCAAUGGGGAACUGGCACCACAGGAAACAACAAUCACAGAAAUCAAGCAGAAGAUCAUGAAGAUUCCAGACGCCAGUGGUAUAGUCAUAGACGGCUUCCCUCGAGAUGUGGGACAGGCACUUUCUUUUGAGGACCAGAUCUGCACUCCAGACCUUGUGCUGUUUCUGGCCUGCUCUAACCAGCGUCUGAAGGAGCGUCUGGAGAAGCGGGCCGAGCAGCAUGGUCGCCCGGAUGACAACCCUAAAGCCAUAGAUCGACGCUUGACUAAUUUCAAACAGAAUGCCAUCCCUCUGGUCAAAUACUUUCAGGAGAAAGGCCUCAUCGUCACACUUGAUGCAGAUCGAGAUGAGGAGGAAGUGUUUUAUGACAUCAGCAUGACAGUCGACAACAAGAUGUACCCCACCAAAGAGCCCGUGGCAGGACCCAGUGAGCUUGACCUCAGUUUACUAGCAGACAGCUGUAGUCUGGCAGAUGUACCUACCAAAUUCGAUGAACAGACUGAUGAAGAGGUUUCAGGAUACGCAGAGGCAAUUGCAGAAAGUUUUCCAGCAGAGACCAAGAAACCAAAGGUCAUCUUUGUGAUUGGUGGGCCUGGAUCAGGAAAAGCUCUUCAGUCUGAGAAGAUAGAGGAACGGUACAGUUUGAAACGACUGUGUCCUGGAGACAUCCUGUGCAGUGAGUUACAGUCCUACAGCGAGAGAGGACGGUUUCUCCGAGACCUCCUGGAGAGAGGAGAACAACUUCCAGAGGAGACCGUGCUGGAUCUGCUGUGCGAGUCCAUGGCGUCAACCGUACGUCAAGGGAAGGGUUUCCUUGUCACUGGCUUUCCAAAGAACCUAAAGCAGGCACAGGAGUAUGAAGCCAAGAUCGGACUGCCCGACAUAGUGCUGUUGUUGGAAUGUUCUGCAGACAUCAUGGGCAGACGGCUGCAGCAGAGGGCCAGAUGCAGUCUGCACACUAAAGAAGCUCGUGACAGAGACACUCGCCGCAGGGUGGACGGAUUCUGCAGUUUGGUCAAUCCAAUGGUCAAUCACUACGAACACACACAAAUCCUACACAAGAUUGAUGCUGAGCGGCCCCCGGAGGACGUCUUUGAGCAGAUCUGUCUGGUCUUGGAUUCCUGCUAGAGACCUUGGAAUCACACUGCCCUCCUGAGGACACAACCCUCAAAUACAGCUGACUCACACUCAACAUUUACACGCUCCCGUUUCCUCACUUGCACACUUACAAACUUCAGACAACUAACAGCCAGCGAUCAGUUUCACAUCUCACGCCAACCACAUUCACUGUAUACACCACCAGAAUAUUAAAUCUACCAGUGGUAUACCAGUGUUUAUCUCUUGGUUAUGAACGGUUAUGCUAUACGCUUACGCAAGUUUUUACAUACAGUGGUUCAGUGGUAUAAACAUAAGUUUGCAGCAAAGUUUCUGUGUCUUUGGAUCAUGUCACUCAAACGUCGUAACCUUAAGAACAGGAAUCUGCACAAGUUUCAUGCUUCAUAUUGUGCUAAGCAUUCCAGAAUAGUAAUUUAUUGCCAUUGUAUAGUUAAUUGGAAGCAGAAAUGAAUGAGCUGAAGGGGAAACAGUUUGACUAUUAAGCCGUGGGCAUAAUAAAUUAAUUUCACAAUGA